Lolium rigidum is the source of this 1696-nucleotide messenger RNA. Its product is annotated as nucleolar protein 12. The coding region runs from base 14 to 1420 and encodes 468 amino acids. NCBI's taxonomy places the organism in Eukaryota, Viridiplantae, Streptophyta, Magnoliopsida, Poales, Poaceae. The record is from RefSeq and is a predicted model, not a curated record. The transcript has 6 exons. Gene Ontology annotation, molecular function: RNA binding.
GCCGACGAGGGAGAUGGCGAAGAAGGGGAAGGACGCCGCCGACCCUGACGCUUCGGCGGCGGCCGUCCGCUCCCUCUUCUCCGCCGACAACCCCUUCCGCCGCAAGGAGUCCCUUCCCGAGGACGCCCCUCCCGCUGCCCCCGCCGCCACCCCCGCGACGCCCGCGAAGCCAGUGCGCAAGCACCCGAAGCUCCCCGCGGCCGAGGCCGAGGCCGCGGAGCCGUCGCGGAAGGAGAAGCGGGACGAGGGGGCGCCGCCGCGGUCGCCUCCGCGGCGGAAGCGGAAGCGGGACGAGGUCGAGGCGGGGUACGAGCGGCGGAAGCUCGGCGCCCCCGCGGAGGAGGAGCCCGCGCCGCCGCGGCCGGUGGUCGGGAAGAAGAGGAAGGCGCCAGACGAUGUUGCGGUGGCGGCGGCCGGGGGCGCUGGGGACGAGGAGGCGGACGAGGCGUUCGACGACGAGGGCAAGCUGCUCAGGACGGUGUUCGUGGGGAACCUGCCGCUGCGGACCAAGAAGAAGGCGCUCACCAAGGAGUUCGCGCCCUUCGGCGAGGUCGAGUCCGUCAGGAUCCGCUCCGUGCCCCUCACCGACACCAAGAUUCCGAGGAAAGGAGCAGUCAUUAAAGGGAAGCUCAAUGAUUCCGCCGACAAUGUACAUGCCUACAUCGUCUUCAAAGAUGAGCAGAGUGCACGGGCAGCUUUAUCUCAUAAUAUGGCACUGUUCAAUGGCAAUCACCUGCGUGUUGAUAUGGCAUGCCCGCCUCGUAAAAAGCUUAGAGGAGAAGGACCUCUCUAUGACAGAAAGCGAACAGUGUUUGUUGGUAACCUUCCAUUUGAUGUUAAGGAUGAAGAGCUGUACCAACUGUUCUGCGGUCCCAGUGGACCACAAGGUGAUGUUGAGGCUAUACGUGUUGUUAGGGAUCCAGAUUCAAGCCUAGGAAAGGGCAUUGCUUAUGUUUUAUUCAAAACAAGGGAAGCUGCUAAUGGUGUUGUCAGAAAACGCAGUCUCAAGAUCAGAGAUCGUCUUUUGAGGCUUACCCAUGCAAAAGCAGCCGACGCGACACCAAAGAAGGCAGAUGCCGGGAAAACACGUGGCGGUCCAAGACAGAAGACACCCUCUACACCAGGCAGCAACUCCCGUGAAGGCAGCGACAGAAACAAGCGGAAGGAACCGCCAAGCCUGUCAUACCAGGGCCUGAAAUCCACCAAAUCCGGCGUCGUGAAGAAGGCGAAAGUGAUCCGGCGCCCCAGCAAUCAAGGGAAGCAGCAAGGCAGGCCUAGCGAGACGGGGCAGAGCGAGAGUUCCCGCAAAUCCAAGCGGCCUGCUGUGGCAGCCAGGAAAGCGAAGCAGCUGACCAAGAAACGCAAGCUGGAUGGUUCGACGCCCGAGAACACGCACCGGAGCAAGAAGGCUAGGAAGUAGCCGUUUCCUACAAUACAUCAUCAAAUUUUGGACAAGAUGAGAUCCUGAUAGUGUCGGCCUCAAGUUAAUCUUGGAAAUGUAACGCUGGAAUGAGUCCUUUGUAGUAGCAAUGUGGUUCUUGCCUUUAAGUUGGCCCCUCUGGCCUUUCUGUACUAAUGUCAAAAUGAUGCUUAUGUCUGUAAGAUCAUGUACUUGACAUCAUUUUGCCUUGCUUGCUCCCUAUGUAAACCCGGUUGGUCCCAUGCCACCAAUCAAUGAAACUAUAUAUGGUUAACA